AUGGGGGAAGGCCCGCAGAGCUCGUCCUCGUGGACGGGAAUUCCCCUCCGCCAUAUCUCUUUUGUUCUGUUGACGAUACAAUAUACUGCCUUUGUCCUGCUGCUUCAUUAUUCCAGAGUUAUGCCCGCCGUCGGUGGGAAACGGUACCUGACUUCGACCGCCGUUUUCCUCAAUGAGGUCAUAAAGCUUGCAAUCUCUUUGACGAUGGCGCUGUAUGAAGUUUCACAGAGAGCCCCUCCGUCGAUGCCGGCAACCUCUCUGUUCUUCUCCCUCUCGAGCGCCGUCUUCUCUGGUGAUAGCUGGAAACUUGCCAUCCCCGCCAGCCUGUAUACUCUGGCGAACUCGCUGCAAUACAUUGCGCUCUCCAAUCUGGAAGCCGCUACGUUCCAGGUCACCUACCAACUCAAACUCGUGUCGACAACCUUGUUCAGCCUGUUCUUGCUGAGACGUAGUAUCUCACCCCGGAAAUGGGCUAUCCUCCUGCUACUUGUCGCAGGCAUUGCUCUUGUGCAAUUACCCGACAGCCCUUCAGAUCCCAUAUCCAUAAGAGAUAAACGCGCCCACCUAAAUUUUCCGAGGUCUCUUGAAGAAUGGAAGCGAAUGGAAGGAGCUGCUGCUGCGAACCUCCAAAAACGUUCCGCAACGUAUGAGGGGAUUCAGGAAGAUUUACUUCUCGAACAUCCUACACUCAAUGGCGCCGUUGGCUUGCUGGCAACCAUUGGCGCCUGCGUGGCAUCCGGAUUCGCGACUGUAUAUUUUGAGAAAGUGCUCAAGGACAGCACUACUCCAACAUCUCUGUGGAUUCGCAACGUGCAAUUGGCUAUCUACUCGAUAUUCCCCGCGCUCUUUAUCGGCGUGAUCUUUUUUGAUGGCGAAAAGAUUGCCAAUCAGGGCUUCUUCGAUGGAUACAACUGGGCUGUCUGGUCAACUAUUACCAUCCAGGCCUUGGGAGGCAUUGCUGCUGCUUUCUCCAUCACCUACGCCGAUCGAAUUGCGAAGAAUUUGGCCACUGGUGUCAGUAUAAUCCUCAGCACUCUGGCGAGCGUCUGGUUGUUUGACCUGCAGUUGACAGCUAAUUUCGCCAUCGGUGCCGCCGUGGUUCUGGCUGCCACCUAUCUUUACGGCAACCAGGCCUCUGGUCCUGUUUCCAGCAAGGGUCAUGCAACCCGUCCGCCACCAAUUCGGAUCGAGAAUUACGAGAAAGGCGGAGAUGCAGAGACAGAACCUACGGUGUCAUCUCCUCCGAACGACUUCUCUAUCAAACUUCCGACUACACCAUUGUCGGGCGGUGCAGGGUUGUCCACUUCCCGACCAACAUCUCCGAACCACCAUUCCAGGGCAGGAUCGAGUCGAAAUGCCAAUGGAGGUUACUUCACCAAGAAUCCUCAAGAGUGA
Rasamsonia emersonii CBS 393.64 is the source of this 1395-nucleotide messenger RNA. RefSeq names its product Udp-galactose transporter. Gene Ontology annotation, molecular function: UDP-galactose transmembrane transporter activity. Bases 1 to 1395 code for a protein of 464 amino acids. Gene Ontology annotation, biological process: pyrimidine nucleotide-sugar transmembrane transport. The record is from RefSeq and is a predicted model, not a curated record. The transcript has 4 exons. Gene Ontology annotation, cellular component: Golgi membrane. NCBI's taxonomy places the organism in Eukaryota, Fungi, Ascomycota, Eurotiomycetes, Eurotiales, Trichocomaceae.